Molecule: messenger RNA, 1391 nt
Organism: Owenia fusiformis
Lineage: Eukaryota; Metazoa; Annelida; Polychaeta; Sabellida; Oweniidae
Source: the annotation of a GenBank genome assembly
UUCCAGCAAAAUCAGCUACAGUGUAUUAACUUGGACAUGAAACAACAGUACUUCAACAUUAAUUGAACAAAGGGAAUUUAAUGGACAUAGGUGAAAAAUAGCUCAGCUGACAAAAGUGAAGAUACAUUAGGUAAUUGCUGGAAUGUUCAUCAUUACAACAGAGAAAUCAUAGAAUUAGACCUUGAUCUACAGUAGUAAACUCUUAUAAUUAAACAGUUUGAUGAUACACAAUUGCAAACUUUACACUGUGUCAAAGAACAAUGUUUUUCUGUAACAUAUCAUACAUGCUACUGGUUGCAAGUUUCAUUGCUGAUGUUGCAGAAUCUCGAGCUCAAGUUCGUCAACAAAAUGAUGGCUUGGUCAAUGACCAAGGGCUCCACAAUCCAGAGGGAACAUUUGGCUUUUUCGAAAAUCAAAAUUUAAAUGAGCCUUCAAUCCAAAAGACUAAUAAGAGGAGCAUACCAGAGACAGAUGAGAGAACAAGUGAAGCUACGACUACACCAUUUGACUAUUAUACUAUUCCUGCACCUAAAUACCUAUGUGCAAUGGAUUUGAAUGAGACUGUAGGUCCAUCAUGUGCUAAUAGUUCAGUUAGUUCUAUGUCCUAUGCAUAUACAUGUGAAUCACGCUGCAAUGAUCCUAAGAUGACAGCAGGAGCUAAUAUGGGACCUUAUUGCUCCUGUCAUCCGUUAUGUUUGGUGUCCCAUGACUGUUGUCAAGAUUUUCAACAGUUUUGUCCAGAACAUUACAAGAUUGGUGAGAGAAAGAGAGAUUUAUUUGCCAGAACCCCAAACUCUUCAGCUUAUGUUGAGUGUAUGCAUCCCUUUGUUAAAUCGGAAAGAGAUCAUACAUAUUGGAUGGUUGGACGCUGCCCAAAAGACAAUGUCAAUCAAACACUGCGUGAAAAAUGUGAAGGUGAGGUUACAGAAUUCAUACAAAUAGUACCAGUUAUCUCAAAGAUAACUGAUGUCACAUAUAAAAAUUACUUCUGUGCCCAAUGUAAUAACAUUCUUGAAGAUGUUAUACCAUGGGAUCUCAAUGUCACAUGUGAAGAGGUAUGGGAAGGCUCCUUAGAAUCACCACAAGAGUUGUUAGAUUCAGUGAAAAAAGGAGCAUGUCAUCCAAAAUAGGACCCUCCAGUUGAACACAUAUGUGUGAAUAGACACCUCUCACAACCUAACUGCAUGGCUCAGCCCAAUGGAUGCCUGCCAAAAUAUACAGACUUGUGUUCUUAUGGGUUUCAGAUGCCUGUCACCAUUUCACUGGUUUCAUUUAUUCAAAUUAUUGACAAUAAUUUCAUUUAUGGUAAUGUGAGAGUCGGUUAAGGUUUAGGUAUGAACAAGCCCUAAGAAGACCAUUCCCCGGUUAUCCCAGGUAAAUGUUUCUGGUAA